AUGGCAACAAAACUAAGUAAACUGCUCCCUGGAACGAGACUGACCGUUGGUCAGCAUACGGUCACCGUGGAGAAGUACAUCUCUGAAGGAGGGUUUGCCCAGAUCUACCAAUGCAGGAUUAACCCCAUCGAACAAGGCAGCGAUAUCGCGUGUCUAAAAAGAGUGAUUGUUCCAGACAAGAACGGAUUGACACAGCUGAGGGCUGAGGUGGAGGUGAUGCAAAAAUUGAGUGGAUGUGACGAAAUUGUUAAGUACUACGACUCUCAUGCCUCCAGGAUCCCCAACUCGGCUUCCUAUGAGGUGUAUGUUUUGAUGGAACUAUGUGCGAACAAAUCGCUAUUAGACUUCAUGAAUGCACGACUAAAGACUAAGCUCGUGGAGACCGAGAUUUUGACGAUUUUGUAUGAUGUCUCGCGGGCUGUUUACCAUAUGCAUAGCAUGGGGUUGAUCCAUAGGGACAUCAAAAUCGAAAACGUGCUGAUAGAUGCAAAUCACCGAUUCAAACUGUGCGACUUUGGUUCGACAUCACCACCAUUAAGAGUUCCCAAAACGUUUCAGGAGUUUCAACUGUUGAAUAAUGACAUUUUGCACCAAACUACGCCCCAGUACAGGGCUCCAGAGAUGAUAGAUCUUUAUCAAUUGAAGCCGAUUGGCGACAAGGCAGACAUCUGGGCUCUGGGAAUCUUCUUAUACAAGUUGUGCUAUUACUUUACACCUUUUGAGCACAUUGGAGGAGAAUUUGCGAUUCUUCACGCAUGCUAUCAGUUCAGCCCGCAGCCAAUAUACUCCAAAAACCUUCUCAGUUUGAUCGCUGGAAUGCUGCAAGCUGAUCUGAAUGAGAGACCCAACAUCUAUCAGAUAGUUGUGGAAGUUUCUCGGCAAUUAAACAUUCCAAAGGAGGAAAUUGGACUCAAGGAUAUUUUCGGUCGCGGCGAAUACAAGUUCUCGAUAGAACUGAAGCCUCAGUCCCUCUUCCCAGAGCAGCAACAACCAAUGGUAUUCCAGGAAGACCUCAAUACCGCAGGUGGUUAUUACCAUAGACAGUACGUUCCUUCUGCUGCGCAAACACCUCAGCCAACGUCACACCUUCUGAAGGUCUCGAGCAGGUCUGAGGAUCCUUCUGCCGAAAGCGAAGAUGAGGAGAAUGAGAAGAGCCAGGGACAUAUCACCGUGACUCAAACUGAGGUCCAUCAGCCUGCUCCACAGCAAGAAGCACGAAAAUUACCAGAUUCCCAACCAGCAUAUCUUGAAGCGCCGCAAUUCCACUUAGAGAAUGCUUCACCAGACAUGCAAGCUGUUUCUCCCAUGAUGAUACCAGUUUCUCCGGGACUAGUUGCUUCGCAGUACCCGGAGAUCCUUUUAAGUCCUUCAGCCUCGCCACUUCUGGGUCCAACUGUCGUUGGAGUGAAUACCGGCGAUUUCUACCCGGCAUCACUGGGAUCAAGGCCUACUUCACCGGUACCACGGCCACAUUCUCGGAAUCCAUUUCCAAUUGCAGGCUCUACUGCUGACUAUGCGCCUGCGUCGAAUGGACCCAUUCGGUCCCAAACUCCAGUCAAUGUGCCAGUGUCGGUUUCCAGCAAACAACACAGUCAUUCCUCGCACAACUCCCAGUUCUCCUCAACCUCGCUCAGUUUCCCAGUUCCCACGAUAGGAAAAGAGAAUUAUGGUGAUCUCAUAGAUUUUGGAGAAGGUGAUACACUCAGGGUAGAGCCAAAGGGCGACUCGAAGCAUGAGUCUUUUGUCCAAACUCCUCAAGAGUCGUCGGGAAACACGCUUAGGAGAGAGCUCUCCAGAGAAGAUAUGACGAAGAUGGUAGAGGAAACAAUUGAAGAUAGAGAUGAUAGUUAG
Molecule: messenger RNA, 1851 nt
Organism: Kuraishia capsulata CBS 1993
Lineage: Eukaryota; Fungi; Ascomycota; Pichiomycetes; Pichiales; Pichiaceae
Exons: 1
Coding region: 1-1851 (616 amino acids)
Biological process (GO): actin filament organization; peptidyl-threonine phosphorylation; actin cortical patch assembly
Cellular component (GO): cytoplasm
Molecular function (GO): protein serine/threonine kinase activity; ATP binding
Source: RefSeq, a predicted model, not a curated record